AUGACUUCGGAAGCCAAGAAAAAGGCUUCGACGGAGGACAGGAAACGGCGAUCCGACACGAACCCGCCAAAGACGCUAAGAGAGCGUUUCCUGCACUCCCUCCCCUAUUACACGGGGCCCUACGGCGUGGGAUUCCUCGAGAUUGAAGCACCGGUCCGUCAACCGCGCACCUUUUCGGAGCUCAGGCGCGACAACGUCCCGCUUCUGAGGCUUGACACCGUCCUCUUCGCCGUCUACUACCCGUGCACCGUGAAGACCCAGACAGACGAUCACGCCGCUCCCGAUCACCAUCAGCAUCACGGCAAGAAGAAUGGGGAAAAGGCACGCCGCGGCGGCGCCAAGAAGCCGAAGCUCUCCCGGGUCGGAUGGCUUCCGCGUCCGCGAGUCCUCACUUGUAAGGGCUACGCCAAGGAAUUCAGCAUCCCGCAUCUCCCGGUCACGGCCUACAUCGCCGCCACCUCCAUGUUCACCAAACUUCCCGCGCUGAGGAACGCGAAGCUGGCGGAGCAUUGGCCAGAAGAGAUGCUGGGCGACGAAGGCCCGACGGGUCAGACGGCGAGGAACGAGGAGUCGAGCUCGCGCAAGAAGCCAAAAUUUCCAGUCAUCAUCUUCAGCCACGGCCUAGGCGGCUCGAGAAUGAGCUACAGCUCCAUCUGCGGAGAAUUGGCGAGCUACGGCUUCAUUGUUGUGGCCGUCGAGCACAGGGAUGGCAGCGGUGCGAGGACUUAUGUUAACCUCCCGGAACAUCGAGAGGCGUCCGACAGCGAAUCUUCCCUGGAGACGGUCAACGCCAAGAAGAUCAAGAACAAGAAGAAUGGGAAAGAAUCCGGACAGCACUACUGCGUCGACUAUCUUUUCCCCAAGAACAACGAGCAGGACACGGCGCCGAACAACGAACAGGGCGUUGACAUGCAACUACGCGCUGCGCAGAUAGAAAUGAGAAUGACGGAAAUCGAGGAGGCCUUCCGCAUCAUCGGAUAUAUCGACAGUGGCCGCGGGCACGAAGUUGAAGCCAUGAACCUAAGAAGGAAAGGCAACGUGGCGUCCAGCUCCAAGGGACUCACAGGCAUCGUAUGGGAGGACUGGCAAGACAGGAUGUUCCUCGAAAACGUGACGAUAAUGGGACACUCGUUUGGCGGAGCAACGACGGUCGAAGCUUUGAGGACCGAAUCGCUUAGCUGGGUUGGUCAAGGCAUCAUUCUCGACGCCUGGGGCCCGGCGACGCCUCGAGCGGGAGAGAACCCCAGUCACCGCGUCAAGAAGCCGCUUCUUUCGAUCGGGUCGGAGGCCUUUAUGCACUGGCAAGAAAACUUUAACAGACUUGUCGACGUCUGCAACGAGGCGAGGGACGAGAACGCACUAACCUGGAUGAUGACGAUCCGGGGGUCAACUCAUCUUUCCCAGACAGACUUUGCAGUACUGUACUCGACUUGGACAGACUUGUUCAUGAAGACGUUGGUAAACCCUCUGAGAGCCAUCUACCUGACGAUAUCACCGUCGCUCGAGUUUUUGAAGAUCACACUGCCUCCGGAGCAGACCAAGUACAACACCUGGGUUGAUGAGGAAAUCUUGAAAACAACAGAGCCACCAACAGAACCACUCGCCGUGGUGACGCACGAUCACCGACCGGACGACCAAUGGAUCGCAAUCCGCCUCAAGGUGGAAAACGAAGCGACUCUGCGGUUGAAGAGGUGGUUUCGGCACAAGAAUCGGGUCUUGCUGGGGAAAGGCGAUGGAUCGGGCAUGCCCUCGGGGCUGAUCAACUGGGAGAAGGGCAAUGAGGUUUGGAUGCACGUGAGCCCGGACCCUGAGUCCGUGGAGGAGCAAAUGCAACGGAACGAGCGGACGACGAGCCGGAAUGCAGCGUAG
Molecule: messenger RNA, 1869 nt
Organism: Colletotrichum phormii
Lineage: Eukaryota; Fungi; Ascomycota; Sordariomycetes; Glomerellales; Glomerellaceae
Product: platelet-activating factor acetylhydrolase
Exons: 1
Coding region: 1-1869 (622 amino acids)
Molecular function (GO): 1-alkyl-2-acetylglycerophosphocholine esterase activity
Source: RefSeq, a predicted model, not a curated record